GUUUCCCAGACCUCGGUCAUUCACACACACCUGCACAGCCAUCGUUAUCCGAGUUCCACCUAUACUGUUACCGACUUGCCAUUUUCUUCAGUCCAUAUUUUUUACUCAGCUAGACAGUAUCGCUUGUUGAAGGCUUCCAUCGGAGGAGGGUUAGAAUGUGCGCUGGUAGGGCACAGGACACACCCAGCAGACUAAAGCUGCGUCUUUGUAAUCAUUGGAACUGAGAGAGAAUUGAAAGGCAAUAACUUUCUCACAAGGCAAACAGGGAUAUGAUGGACAAUAGGAGCUACUGUAAUCUGCCAGAAAAACUGCCUGUCUUCUCUGACUCUGCCCACUUGCCUCUGACCCGGUCCUUCUAUCUGGACCCUAUGGUCACUUUCCACUUGUACCCAGAAGCCCCGGUACCAUCCCCUUACGCUGAAGACCUGCCGUUGCUGCCCUUUCCCAGUGAUUCCCUGAUGGUGGAAAAUUACAGCGAAGCCUGCCCCUUCUCCUUCCCAAUGCCCUAUGCAAGUUACAGGAGGUGUGAGUACUCCUACGGGCCCGCCUUCAUCCGGAAAAGGAACGAACGGGAAAGGCAGCGGGUGAAAUGUGUCAACGAAGGCUAUGCCCAGCUCCGACACCAUCUGCCAGAGGAGUACUUGGAGAAACGACUCAGCAAAGUGGAAACCCUCAGAGCUGCAAUCAAGUACAUUAACUACCUGCAAUCUCUUCUGUGCCCUGAUAAGGCUGAGAUCAAGAAUAACGCUGGGAAAGGUCCCACCAUAAUAGCAACCACCAGCCACCACACCGACCCCAUUUUUAGAAUCAUUUGACUCAGUGUUUCCAAAUAGAAGCAAAUAAUGUCACAAAAUGGGGGCUCUUAGAGCAUCAUGCAGUAGUUUUUCCUAAAUGUAAUUUCUGUGUGGGCAGAUAGUAGCUCAAAGGCCAACCUAUGGUGGAUGUUUAUUACCUGGAUUUCAGACAUUACCUUCUGCAGAUUGAAAAGAUGAUUCUUAAGCCUUGGCGAUUGCUUUCAAAUACUUGAGAGGAACGGGAGUCCCAGGAUCCUCUAUACCUCUCCACUUGCCCUUCUCACACCCUUCCUCAGAGUCCCAGCUGUGAGAAAGUCUCACAAAAGCAUUGUAUGGCUAAUGAUCACUGAAUGCUUGUAAAAUGCACUUUGCAGGCACCGCAUGCAAAGCAAACUCAAUGAACCUCCCUUGAUUUGUCAAGUCUGGUGUUUUUUAUUAUUUGGGGUUGACAAUAAAUCUACACCUUACCCAUGUCAUGAUGGGCAAGUGGUCUCAGAGCUGAGGCAAAAGUAGUCAACAAAA
This is a messenger RNA of Phyllostomus discolor (pale spear-nosed bat), 1316 nucleotides long. RefSeq names its product achaete-scute family bHLH transcription factor 3 (gene ASCL3). Gene Ontology annotation, molecular function: protein dimerization activity; DNA-binding transcription factor activity, RNA polymerase II-specific; RNA polymerase II transcription regulatory region sequence-specific DNA binding. The transcript has 3 exons. Gene Ontology annotation, biological process: developmental process; regulation of transcription by RNA polymerase II. NCBI's taxonomy places the organism in Eukaryota, Metazoa, Chordata, Mammalia, Chiroptera, Phyllostomidae. The record is from RefSeq and is a predicted model, not a curated record. The coding region runs from base 270 to 815 and encodes 181 amino acids.